Messenger RNA from Phaedon cochleariae (mustard beetle), 2060 nucleotides. The record is from the annotation of a GenBank genome assembly. NCBI's taxonomy places the organism in Eukaryota, Metazoa, Arthropoda, Insecta, Coleoptera, Chrysomelidae.
GAAACUCUUGUUUUCCUUUUCCCGGGGUGCCGGAGAAAAACGAGCCCCUGUUGAAUUUUUGUGUCUUCUCGGCGAUGAAAAGGCAAAAUGUGAGAACGCUUUCAUUGGUAGUAUGCACUUUUACUUAUCUACUGAUAGGAGCUGCCGUUUUCGAUGCGCUGGAAUCUAAGGAAGAGGAGAGAAGAGAUGGGUUGCUCAAAGUGUCCUCGAACGCUUUGAAGAGGAAGUACAACAUCUCGGAGGAGGACUACCGCAUGAUCGAGCUGGUGAUAAUCGAAUACAAGCCGCACAAGGCGGGGCCGCAAUGGAAGUUCGCGGGGGCCUUCUACUUCGCCACCGUCGUGCUGGCCAUGAUCGGCUAUGGGCACUCCACACCCGUCACCUCGGGCGGCAAGGCCUUCUGCAUCGGAUAUGCUGUGGUGGGCAUCCCCCUGGGCCUGGUGAUGUUCCAGAGCAUCGGCGAGCGCCUCAACAAGUUCGCCUCCAUCGUCAUCAGGCAGAUCAAGAAGCAGCUGAGCUGCCAGAAAGUCGAGGCCACCGAGAUGAACCUCAUGUUCGCCACCGGCAUGCUGUCGUCCAUCAUCAUCACGACAGGGGCAGCGGUUUUUUCUCGGUACGAGGGCUGGACGUACUUCGACAGCUUCUACUACUGCUUCGUCACGCUGACUACGAUCGGCUUCGGGGACUAUGUGGCUCUACAGAAUGACAAUGCUCUGAUUGAAAGACCAGGAUACGUGGCACUGAGUUUGGUUUUCAUACUCUUUGGUCUAGCAGUGGUGGCUGCCAGUAUAAACCUACUAGUACUCAGAUUUAUGACAAUGAAUGCUGAAGAGAUCCGCCGCGAAGACCAAGACCUCCAGUCCUCCUCCCACCACGUCCUUACUCUCGACGGUGACGUCAUGGCGGUGAACGGCAAGCUGAUGACAGGUCAACACGGGCUCAUAGGAGAGAUCGACCAGACGUCGGUAUGUUCAUGCAACUGCCUGGGGCUGGGCCACGCGGGCGAGAACGAAGAGCUCCUUCUAGACGGUGGCGGCAAUUACCACUACCACCCCUCGCACCCCGAGGUCAAGGUCAAGAGGGCGUCGGUGUGAUGGCGCCGCUGGAGCGACUACUCCAAAGACGACGACAUCGGCUGAGAUGGAUCGAAUCAGUUAGAGCAGUUCGACAUGUGUGUCUGGUCUUCCCCUUGUGACCCCAUCUACAAGGUUCCAACGUAAAAUAAUAGAAAGUUUCAUUUUGGUAAAGCAGAAACUUAGAAGGUUGUACUGUAUUCUGCGACCUAAAAGAUCUAUCGUGCCCCCUUUUUUUGGUAUAUCCGAUGAGGUUGUUCUCCGUAGCUAAAUCAAUGUCACUAGUCCCAUAUCUCUCAGGUGUUGAUAGAUAUUUCCUCCUCUUCCCUACAGAACCUGUAUUCACAUUAUGUUCAUAGACGCGUUUCCGGCAGUGCCCUGUUAGGACUUCCGUUAGUAUAUGAGGUUUAUUCUUGCCUAGGCUGACAUAUAUGCGUUCUAUUUUUUGUGGUUAGAUGUACCCAGUAGUUAGCCUGUCUGAAACUUUGAAGAUUUCACCUGAUGUCCAAUCUCUGUCUCUUUUAUAAUGUCUUUUGAUACAGCACUGUUUUACUGAUGCCGCAGAAGAGUUCUGGCCCCUCGAAGGGUGUUGUACGCUACUUCAUUUCCCUCAACUCCGGAAUGUCCUGGAACACAUAGAAGGGUAAGUGUAUUUCUGUGGGCUAGCUCGUUCGGUCUCUCCUGAUAUUUCCAAACCAUUUUAGAGUUGAUAACCACAUAGAUCAGUGCUUUAAUGGCUGCUUGACUAUCGGAGAUGAUGAAGAUAUCCCAUCUUUCAUAGAUUUUUUUUCUAGUCCUUGGUACGAGGCCGCUAUACUCCUAUAUCAGUUCCAUAUUUGGUUUUGGAGCCAUCUGCCAAGUGGAAACAAAUCCAGUACCUAUACAUUCUCCCCCUAUCUUUUCCAAGUACGCACAAUGUUCCGUGAACAUAAUAGGGAUGCCCUUUAGUGGGAUCAGAAAAAUGCGAAAAAUGGUCUUCUAGUUCUU